AUGAGGCAAAUGACAGAGGAGGAGACCAAGGUGGUCUUCGAGAAGCUUGCCAACUAUAUAGGAAGAAAUAUAACAUUCAUGGUGAAUAAUCCAGAUGAUCCUCAUGUGUUUAGACUUCAGAAGGAUAGAGUUUACUACGUUAAAGCUAAUGUGGCCAAGCUCGCCACUUCUAUUGCUAGAAAGCAUCUCAUUUCUUUAGGAAUAUGUUUGGGAAAAUUCACAAAGCACGGUAAAUUCAAAUUGCACAUAACAGCUCUCCCAUAUCUUGCAAAGUACGCAAAGUAUAAAGUGUGGAUUAAAGAAAAUGGCGAGAUGCCUUUCCUAUAUGGUAACCAUGUUCUCAAGGCCCAUGUUGGUAAGAUGAGUGAAGAUAUUCCAGAGCAUGCCGGUGUCAUUGUGUUUUCUAUGAAGGAUAUACCUUUGGGCUUCGGUGUUUCGUCUAAGUCUACGUUAGAAGCUAAAAAUUUAACACCUACAGGAAUAGUUGCACUUAGACAAGCCGAUAUAGGUGAAUACUUAAGAGAGGAGGACACUCUUUUCACUUGA
Brettanomyces bruxellensis is the source of this 546-nucleotide messenger RNA. It is a transcript of the gene NIP7, whose product is annotated as ribosome biosynthesis protein nip7. The transcript has a single exon. The record is from RefSeq and is a predicted model, not a curated record. Gene Ontology annotation, molecular function: RNA binding. Lineage: Eukaryota; Fungi; Ascomycota; Pichiomycetes; Pichiales; Pichiaceae. Gene Ontology annotation, biological process: ribosome assembly; ribosomal large subunit biogenesis. Gene Ontology annotation, cellular component: preribosome, large subunit precursor; nucleus; nucleolus. Bases 1 to 546 code for a protein of 181 amino acids.